GCCAGGUCACAUCUGGUCCAGAUGUUGAUUUGUUCUCUAAGUGCAGAGAGAGUUGAUAGAUCGGUCUGAGGUCUGAUCAAUGAUCCUCCGUCAUCAGUCAGACGAUCAGGACAUAAAGGGCUGCAGACGGACGGACGAGUCCACAGAGGGACAACUGACAGAACUGAAACCAGCCGAGGUCUCACCGCCGACACUGAGCUGCAGCGAUGAGUCACGACCACCUGACCCGUCCCUCUUCUCUCUGCUCUGUGGGAGAAAACUGCUCCUCCCUCCGGACUGACCACCAUCACCAUGUCAGGAAGUCAAAGUUGCUCCACCUGCCUGGCCACGCCCCCACACGCCACACUCACCUGCAGCCUCACCUGUUCCCCACCGUAGAUGUCCCUGACCACGCCCACUACAUUAUUGGCUCUGUCAUGCUGUUGGUGGGAGUGACAGGCAUGCUGGGAAACGCUCUGGUCAUUUACGUGUUCUGUCGCAGUCGGACACUGCGGUCGCCCAGUAACAUACUGGUGGUCAACCUGGCGGCUGCCGACUUCCUCAUGUCUCUGACACAGUCUCCAGUCUUCUUCGUGGCCAGUCUGCACUGUCGCUGGGUGUUCGGGGAGCUCGCCUGCGAGCUGUAUGCCUUCUGCGGUGCUCUGUUUGGCAUCACCUCUAUGAUGACACUGACGGCCAUCGCUGUGGACCGCUGCCUCGUCAUCACACGGCCGCUGGCCCUGCUGGGGGGGGUAAGUCGUCGGAGGGUGUUGGGAGUGGUGGUGGUAGUGUGGUUGUACUCACUGGGUUGGAGUCUGCCACCGUUCUUCGGGUGGAGUGCCUACGUCCCUGAAGGCCUGCAGACAUCCUGUAGCUGGGACUACAUGAGCUUUACGGCCGCUGUGCGUACCUACACCAUCCUGCUGUUUGCCUUCGUCUUCUUCGUCCCACUCACCAUCAUCGCUGGCUGCUACUUCACCAUCUUCCGGACGGUGCGGCAGGCGGCGUGGGAGGUGGAGCAGCUGAGUUGUGGAGAGACCAACAAGGCAUACGAGCGUCUGCGGAACGAGUGGCGGAUAGCUAAAGUGGCUCUGGGCGUGAUCCUGCUGUUCAUCGUGUCCUGGUCUCCGUACUCUGUGGUCGCACUGACCGCCACCGCUGGCUACGCCCACCUGCUGACUCCCUACAUGAACUCGGUGCCUGCCGUCAUCGCCAAGGCCUCUGCCAUCCACAACCCCAUCAUCUACGCCAUCACACACCCAAAAUACCGAGCCGCCAUCGGCCGCUACGUCCCACCACUGCGCGCUGUCCUCCAGCUGCAGGAGAAGGACCUGCGCUCGUCUUACAGCUCCAGCGGCGCUUCAUCUCGCCGAGCCACGCUCACCAGUCAGAGCUCGCCAGGAGUCCGGCUCAGCGCUGGCGUCCAGACCAACGGCCGCUGGGGGAAGAGCAGGUUGUCCUCCGCAUCUGACAGCGAGUCCUGCUGGACAGAGAGUGAAGCUGACGGAUCCAGUGCUGGAUCAACAGCCUUCAACAGACAGAUGUUUACAGAUGUUACUGCCGACAUACCCAACAUUAAGACCACCGGCACCGGACUCACCGCCACCACCGCCAUGGUCAGCCAGCACACACGACAGACAGUUGACAGUGCCUCACCUGCAGCACCUGACACUGACUCGCUGGACGAGGCCGUGAUGGAGGGAAAGUCUCUGCUGCUUCCUCUGUGACACCUGAACCAAAACCUGAGGGAGUUUUUAUUGGACAGAGAGAAAACAUCACAUCAGGGGGCGGAGCUGGACUUUCUCAGAGAUGACAUUAAUGUUUCGCAUACUGUCGUCAUGGUUACGCUGCUCGUGUUCCUUGUUCUUACAGAAAAACUCCUGUUAUCCUGAAUUUUCUGAAACUUUGUCCGAACGUUAAGAUGCACUUUAAUGUUAUUGAUUAUUGAUUGAUCAGUAUUGUGAGCAGCUGACUGAGAUGACUGAUGACACUUGUUUUAUGCAGGUUCAGUGUUUAAACUCCUGAAUUUCACUUUUGAUUUAUUUUAACUUUUAUUUUAAAAGUUUUCUUUGGGAACCUUGUUUGCUUCUUUAUUUUUUGUUUCCUUCCUUUCUUCCUUCCUUACCUCA
Molecule: messenger RNA, 2108 nt
Organism: Toxotes jaculatrix (banded archerfish)
Lineage: Eukaryota; Metazoa; Chordata; Actinopteri; Toxotidae
Gene: opn4.1
Product: opsin 4.1
Exons: 1
Coding region: 207-1706 (499 amino acids)
Biological process (GO): G protein-coupled receptor signaling pathway; visual perception
Cellular component (GO): membrane
Molecular function (GO): G protein-coupled receptor activity
Source: RefSeq, a predicted model, not a curated record